AGCUGUUAGCAUCUCGGCUUAACAGUAGUUAUGUAUUGUUCCUGUGUUGGGACAAUAAAUGACUUCGAGCUGGCAAAAUGCAAAAAAAAGAACGGAAUUGAGAAUAAAACUGCAGCGGAUGUUUAUGUACUUUAAAGGAAUAAUUGUAGCAAAUUCUUAUCAGUCUUCUUUUGUCAAUAGUCUUCGGUAAAAGCCUUACCGUACUCCUUAUUGCGCCGUUCUCGAAUUUAGUUACUACGUUAGCACUGGCCUCUCUUACGCAUAGACGGAACGGUAUAACUGUUGGUCCAAACUACUAAAUUUGGACAUGAAUACUUCAAACAUUGAUACAAAUUUUCCUUUAUCGCCUCUUUCUGCUGGAUUACUGCCUACAGGCUUUAAUUUUCAAUGCGGUGAAUUUAAGGUGACCAUUGAUAAAUAUCUCGCCGAAGGCGGCUUCUCUCAUGUUUACCGCGUUUCACUAGCUAAACCAAAUGCGAAUCCUGUGAUUGCUGUGUUGAAACGGAUAUUCGCAAAUGAUGCUAUUGCACUUGGUCCAAUCCGUGCAGAAAUCCAGACAAUGAAAAUGGUUAGCAAUCAUAAGCGUUGUGUUUCGUAUUACGGAUCAGAAUUUUUCAGGACGAGAAACAACACGUUCGAAGUGCUCGUUCUGUUGGAAUACUGUGCCGGUGGAGGACUUAUUGAUUUCAUGAAUACCCGUCUCCAGACGAGAUUAACGGAGAAUGAAAUUCUUAAGAUUGCAAGCGAUGUCACCGAAUCGGUCGCAGCAAUGCAUUACCUUAAUCCUCCACUUAUUCAUAGGGAUUUGAAGAUUGAGAACGUUUUGCUUGACGCUCCCAACUCUUACAAGCUGUGCGACUUUGGUAGUGCCUGCCCGCCUAUCCCGGGUGCAAAAACGCCUGAGGAAAGUCAAAUCCUGCAUCAAAAUAUGGAGAAAUAUACUACUUGGCAAUAUCGUUGCCCAGAAAUGAUUGACACUAGCCAUGGAAUUGGCAUCGAUGAAAAAAGUGAUAUCUGGGCACUUGGUGUCUUGUUCUAUAAGCUGUGCUACUUUAUCACUCCGUUUGAGCAGCAAGGACCCGUUGCAAUCUUGAAUGUUUCCUACUCCUUUCCGCAAACUCCUCCUUAUUCAACACGGUUAAAGCGAUUGAUCUCCACUUUACUCAAACCACAUCCAUCCCAAAGACCCAAUAUUUAUCAAACUCUUCACGAAAUUUGCAGUUUACGUAACGUUCCGACACCCAUAAGGGAUAUAUAUAAUGGAAAAAAUAAGUCUUACUAUAACCCCUCUGGUUCCGAGUAUCUGAUGAAGUUGAAUCAACAAGAACGCGAUGCUCACCUCAAAACGUCGGCUUCACAUAUGUCUCUUCCUGCGAAGUUCACCGCAACAGCAGGUACUCCAGUACCUGCUACUUUCAUUCCUAGAGCAGUCAGCAUGCCUUCUGCAGCUCCAAACGGUUUUGCUGCUGCAAAGCCUGCACCCGUUCUCGCUGCUAAGAUUCCAAUCCAGCAGAGUGUUGUGAAACCUAUGCCACCGGUUCCCGCAAGGAUUCCACAGACGAAUGGCGGGCCAAACUUUUCUGCGGAAAGAAAGCCUGCCCCACCGCCUCAGCGCAUUGUUAAAAAGACUUCUUACAUUUCACUUGCUGACAAUGCUUUCUCUUCCGCUCAAGCUCCUCCUAGUCGGCCGGUUGUUCCCCUUCCACCGAAGCCUAAGAUCGCGGCUACCGUAGCUCCACCUGUAAUUCCCGCAAAGCCAGUGAUUCAAGAACCCAUACAAUCGCCCGUUGAAGAGGACGAAGAACCUCCUCUGCCCAUCUCUGCUCGAAUUAGUCAAUGGAACCAGACCGCCACUAAAGCACCUUCCCCAGCUGUCGUCAACAAGGUUUCAGAGCGAAUUAUUACACCGCAACCAGCACGCGUUCCUCCUGCUGUUCAGCCUAAACCAAUACUUUCGGAUGUGGGCUCUGAGUCAAAGAAAUUUAUACCUUCGGUAUCUAGCAAAUCGUCACCUGAGCCUUCUGCGUAUCGAACGAAGAGUUACAGCCCGCUUAGUAACUCUUCUGUAUCUUCAGUUCCUCGUGCUGUUUCCUCUGUACCCGUUUCCGCCGUAAGAACGGGCAGUUCUACGAAAAGUUCUCUUAUCCAAGAACGAAUUAAAUCACUCAUGGCCCCCAAAGAAAAAGAAAAGGUACCUGUUGAAGGGUAUGGCAAGUACACAGAUGUCUUAAGUGAUCAGAAAUAA
Messenger RNA from Schizosaccharomyces japonicus yFS275, 2245 nucleotides. Its product is annotated as NAK protein kinase Ppk38. The record is from RefSeq and is a predicted model, not a curated record. Gene Ontology annotation, molecular function: protein serine/threonine kinase activity; protein kinase activity; kinase activity. Bases 308 to 2245 code for a protein of 645 amino acids. The transcript has 4 exons. NCBI's taxonomy places the organism in Eukaryota, Fungi, Ascomycota, Schizosaccharomycetes, Schizosaccharomycetales, Schizosaccharomycetaceae.